Messenger RNA from Gigantopelta aegis, 870 nucleotides. Its product is annotated as ribonuclease H1-like. Gene Ontology annotation, biological process: DNA replication, removal of RNA primer. The transcript is spliced from 2 exons. NCBI's taxonomy places the organism in Eukaryota, Metazoa, Mollusca, Gastropoda, Neomphalida, Peltospiridae. Bases 1 to 870 code for a protein of 289 amino acids. Gene Ontology annotation, molecular function: nucleic acid binding; RNA-DNA hybrid ribonuclease activity. The record is from RefSeq and is a predicted model, not a curated record.
AUGGUGUCGACACCAAUCAAAGACAUAGAACAGCUUACUCACAUACAGCCUCUCAACAAAAGGCGAGAAGCAAAGAUGAUGAUCCACGCUGAAAAGGUCACUACUGAGAAAUACCCAUCAGAAGCAUGGAUACAUGUGUACACAGAUGGAUCAGCAACCAGUGCAGUGUCCAAUGGAGGUGCUGGAAUCCACAUAGACUUUCCAUGCGGCGAUAACCUUGAAACAAGUGUAGCCACUGGAUUGCACUGCACCAACUAUCGAGCAGAGACUGAAGCGCUCAUCCAAGCUGCCUCCAUCAUUCAGCACUGCACAGAAGACUGCCAGCAAGUUGUAUUCCUCACUGACGCACUAUCUGUCUUGGAAGCCAUCGAAACUGACAAACUUCGAAACCUGUCCACUAAGCUCCAACAAAUCACCAAAACCAGACAGGUGGUCCUUCAAUGGAUACCAGCCCAUUGUGGUAUCCUAGGAAAUGAGAAAGCUGACACGUUGGAUAAAAAGGAGCAAGCAAAGAACAGCAGUGCAACAACAUCGAAUUCCAAGAGAAAAACCCCCAUCAUAAAAGCAAUCAUGAGAUCACCAAAAAACAAAGACAGCUACCAUCUCCUAACUAGACAGCAGCAGGUCACACUCUUUCGUCUCCGCACUGGACAUAACAGGCUGAACUCACACAUGCACAGGAAGUUCCGCCUUGCCUCCUCGCCUAUAUGCACAUGCGGUCAAGAAGACCAGACAACAGAACACAUCCUCCAUAGAAGUCCGCAGCAGCAGAAGAUCAGGGAGGAGAUCUGGCCUCACAAAGAAUCUCUUGCUACCAAGCUCUAUAACAACAAGAAGGACCUAGAGAGGACGAUGCUCUUCGUCGUAUGA